Gastrolobium bilobum is the source of this 3210-nucleotide messenger RNA. Its product is annotated as protein FAR1-RELATED SEQUENCE 5-like. The record is from RefSeq and is a predicted model, not a curated record. The coding region runs from base 615 to 2987 and encodes 790 amino acids. Lineage: Eukaryota; Viridiplantae; Streptophyta; Magnoliopsida; Fabales; Fabaceae. The transcript is spliced from 2 exons. Gene Ontology annotation, molecular function: zinc ion binding. Gene Ontology annotation, biological process: regulation of DNA-templated transcription.
UCGCUUCUUCUUCUUCUUCUUCUUCUUCAAAUCUCUCUCUCUCUCUCUCUCUCUCUCUCUCUCUCUCUCUCUCUUCAACUUUUGAAUUGUACCACUCGAAUCAGUAAAUGUUGUCUCUCAUUGUGUCUAACUCAAACUCUGCCAAAACCCAACUCUGCUUCCACCCAAUACUAAGUAGUGUAUUAAAAUCUUGCUUCUCUCUCUUCACUUUCAUUUAACUUCAACAACUAAUACUUCUUUUCCUUUCCAAGAUCCGGGUUUGCCCUUUUCAUUUUUUUUAUAAUUUUUAUGUUUUUAAUCGUUAUUUUUUUUUUUUUUUUAAUAAUUCGUCUCCAGCAGGUUCGUACCGAUUUCAUUUGGGCAUUCUUCUUUUUCCUAUUCUAAUGCUGCAUUCAUUUCCAUUUGUGAUGGUAUCAUUGAGCUGAAACUUUAUCAUUCAUGCUCAUGAAUGAUGAUAAUGAUGAUGAUGGAUUACUACUUCUUUUUUUUUCGUUUCUGUUGUAUUUAAUCAUUUGAGCCCUUUUGGUUUUCCCACCUUAACUCCCUAAAUUUUCAACAAAGAUCGUGUCUUUAUGAGACGUUGAUGCUAUUUUGAUUAUUGGGUUUUCUGUAAAAUGGAGUUUGAACCUCUGAGUCUAAGCAACGAGAUCAUUGAAUUUGAUAUGAUUGGUUUGGGGGAUGAUGCUGCUAUUGAUAUUGAGCAUGCUGUGGAAGAAGAUGAUGACCUUGUUAAUGUUGACAAUGGUCCUGCUGCUGUUACUUCUAUUACCAGUUUAGCUGCUACUACGGGACCUCACAUCCCUGGAGGGGACACAAAUCUUGAACCUUAUCAGGGUAUGGAAUUUGAAUCAGAAGAGGCUGCUAAGGCCUUUUAUAAUUCCUAUGCACGCCGUGUUGGCUUCAGUACACGGGUGAGCAUGUCUCGCCGCUCCAGGCGUGAUGGUGCUAUAAUUCAGAGGUCUUUUGUGUGUGCCAAGGAAGGUUUUCGUGUGGAGAAAGAGAGGAAUUCUCUAGAUGGAAGAAUCAAGCGGCCUCGUGCCGAAACCCGUGUUGGUUGCAAGGCCAUGUUGGUUGUGAAAAUUCAAGAUUCUGGCAGAUGGGUUGUUUCUUCCUUUGUCAAGGAACACAACCAUGAAUUGGUUCCACCUGACAAGGUGCAUUGCCUUCGCUCUCACCGCCAUGUUUCAGGUCCAGCUAAGUCGUUGAUUGAUACUUUGCAGGGUGCUGGCAUAGGGCCCAGCGGAAUUAUGUCUGCUCUUAUCAAAGAAUAUGGUGGAAUUAGCAAUAUUGGUUUCACUGAGCGUGACUGUAGGAAUUAUAUGAGGAGCAGUAGACAAAGGACCCUUGGAGGUGAUACUCAAAUCCUCUUGGAUUAUUUGAAGAGCAAACAAGCAGAGAAUCCCUCAUUUUUCUAUGCUGUGCAGGGUGAUGAAGAUCAUUGCAUGAGUAAUAUCUUCUGGGUUGAUCCUAAGGCCAGGACUAACUACACUUACUUUGGUGACACUGUCACCUUUGACACAACAUAUAGGUCUAACCGCUAUAGAUUGCCUUUUGCACCUUUCACUGGAGUUAAUCAUCAUGGACAGCCUGUAUUAUUUGGUUGUGCUCUCUUGAUAAAUGAAUCCGAGGCAUCUUUUGUAUGGCUGUUCAAAACCUGGCUUGAAGCAAUGUCAGGGCAACAUCCAGUUUCAAUUACUACUGAUCAUGAUAGGGUGAUUCGCGUAGCCAUCAACAAUGUCUUUCCUGAUACCCGUCACCGAUUUUGCAAGUGGCACAUUUUUAAAGAAUGCCAAGAGAAGUUGUCUCAUGUACUUUCUGAACACCAUGAUUUUGAAGCUAACCUCCAUAAAUGUGUUAACCUGACAGAGUCUAUUGAGGAGUUUGAGUCUUGUUGGUCCUCUCUAAUUGAUAGGUAUGAUCUUAGAGAACAUGAAUGGCUCCAAGCAAUUUAUGGUGAUAGGAGGCAGUGGGUUCCAGUGUACUUGAGGGACACAUUUUUUGCAGAAAUGUCAAUAACACAACGAAGUGAUAGCAUAAACUCUUACUUUGACGGAUAUAUUAAUGCAUCAACGACACUUCAGCUUUUUGUUAAGCAGUAUGAGAAGGCUCUGGAAAGCCGUUUUGAGAAAGAAGUCAAAGCUGAUUAUGACACAAUAAACACUGCCCCAGUUCUGAAGACUCCAUCACCUAUGGAGAAACAGGCAGCUGGAGUUUACACAAGGAGAUUGUUCACCAAAUUUCAAGAAGAGUUGUUUGAGACAUUAACUUUCUUGGCAAACAAAGUAGAUGAAGAAGAAAUGAUUCCUGUGUAUAGGGUAGCCAAAUAUGGGGAAAUUCAUAGGGCCUACUUUGUCAGAUUUAACAUUUUCGAGAUGAAAGCUACUUGUAGUUGCCAGAUGUUUGAGUUUUCUGGUCUAGUUUGUAGACAUAUAUUGACUGUUUUUAGGGUGACAAAUAUUCUUACACUGCCACCUCAUUAUAUUUUAAAAAGAUGGAGCAGGAAUGCUAAGAGUGGUGUCAUGUUGGAUGAACGUACUACUGAUUUGUUAAAUGGUGCACAAGAAUCUAUAACUAUCCGAUACAAUAAUCUUCGUCAUGAGGCCCUUAAGUAUGUUGAUGAGGGAGUAAACUCUCCAAAAGUUUAUGAUGUGGCUAUGACUGCUCUUCAGGAGGCUGCAAAUAAAGUGGUACUUGCAACAAAAAAUGGUGGAAGACUGGUUAUUUUGAAUGGAACUUGUAAAGAUGACCUUCAUCAGAGCAACGAAGCAACUACAAGUCGCAGUGAUCAUCAAUUUGGUUCAGAACAAUCUUCAUCUAAGGAUGACCAGGACAGAACAAUUGAGAAGUUGACACGUCAACUUGACCGAGCUCGAAGGAAGUGUGAAGUUUAUAGGUCCAACUUGCUGUUAAUUUUAAAAGACAUUGAAGAGCAGAAUCUAGAAUUAUCAGUUAAAGUUCAAAAUAUCAAGUUAGGUAUGAAAGAUUGAUAUAUGAUUGCCAUUGAUGGAGUUUAUGCCUGUGUAAGUUAACCCUCUUGCAAAGCAUUUUAGUAGGUAUGCCGAGUAAGGAAGUUCGGAAGCCGCCAAGAGUGAAUGCCUAACCAGUUUUAAACUUGUUUCCAUAUGCUGUACUCGUCAGGGUAUGAUUCAUUUUACUUCUAGCAGUUUCGUACAAAUGAAAAAACAUACAUAGUUAGGAGAGACAUCUUGA